AUCAACAUGUUCGAACAAAGACUUCAUUUUUAUGCAUUUUCCAAGGGCAUCGUCGAAAUUAAAGUAGAAAUCUUGGGCAACCUUUUGCUUCCACUAGUAUAAGUAAGCCACAAGACAAACACUUUCUUGGAGAAUUGAAUUGAAAUGGCGAAGCUGCCAUGCCCCGUUACUCCUAGUCAUCAACACCUGUUCUUGCUAGUAAUAAUAAUAGCACUCUCCUUGCUUUCUUUUUGCUUUCGUUCUUCGCUUUCAGAGAUCAUUUUCGAAGAGCGUUUUGAAGAGGGGUGGCAAAGACGUUGGGUUAAAUCCGACUGGAAAAGCAGUGAAGGCAAAGCAGGUUCCUUUAAACACACAGCUGGAAAGUGGUCUGGAGACCCAGAUGAUAAAGGAAUUCAGACAUCAAAUGAUGCCAAACAUUUUGCCAUAUCUGCAAAGAUACCAGAGUUCAGCAACAAGAACAGGACGUUGGUCCUCCAAUACUCUGUACGGUUUGAGCAGGAAAUUGAAUGUGGUGGGGGCUACAUAAAGCUUAUGUCUGGAUUUGUUAAUCAAAAGAAAUUCAGUGGGGACACUCCAUACAGUUUAAUGUUUGGACCAGAUAUAUGUGGCACGGAUUCAAAGAAGCUCCAUGUUAUACUCUCUUACCAAGGCCAGAAUUACCCCAUCAAGAAGGAUUUACAGUGUGAAACCGACAAGUUGACUCAUUUUUACACAUUCAUUCUUAGGCCUGAUGCAACGUAUAGUGUCCUAGUUGACAACAGAGAAAGGGACUCUGGAAGCAUGUACACAGACUGGGAUAUUCUUCCUCCAAGAAAGAUUAAAGAUGUUAAUGCAAAGAAGCCAGCAGACUGGGACCUUAGAGAAUACAUUGAUGAUCCUGAUAGCGUCAAACCUGAGGGAUAUGAUUCAAUUCCAAGAGAAAUUUCAGAUCCAAAAGCUAAAGAGCCUGAUGACUGGGAUGAAGAAGAGAACGGUUUAUGGAAAGCUCCAAAGAUACCAAAUCCAGCUUAUAAAGGACCAUGGAAACCCAAGAAAAUCAAGAACCCCAAUUAUAAAGGGAAAUGGAAGACUCCUUGGAUUGAUAAUCCAGAGUUUGAAGAUGACCCUGAUCUUUAUGUGCUUAAGCCAAUUAAGUACGUGGGUAUCGAAGUUUGGCAGGUAAAGGCUGGUUCAGUUUUUGACAACAUUUUAAUUUGUGAUGAUCCUGAGUAUGCCAAACAAGUUGUCGAGGAAGUCUUUACCAAUAGAGAGGCUGAAAAGGAUGCCUUUGAAGAAGCAGAAAAAAAGAGGAAGGCACAAGAGGAAGAGGAAGCUCAAAGAGCGAGAGAGGAGGGUGAAAGGAGGAGACGAGAUAGGGGUUACGAUCGACGUCGAGACAGAUACCGAAGGCACCGCCACCGUGAUUGGGAUUAUGAUCAUGACGAGCUCUGAUUGGGACUCUGGCCUCUGUCGUGUUGUCAAGAGAUCCGGAGAUGUUUUAUUUGGAUGUCCUUAUUCGCAUAGCUUUAUUUCUCAAAGUAUUUUGCAUAAAAGGUUUAGCUUCCUUCCUCUGUUUAAUUGUAACGAGUAUUCCUUGAAGAAGUAGCAGCUACGCCUGCUUUACCAACAAACAAAGCCCGGCUUUUUUGUUUUUCUGGUUUCUUUCUUCUUUUUCUUUUUGUAGCUGCCAAAGUUCAAACUCUGCAUAAAAAAUAUCAACCCCGCUACAUACAUAAAAAAUAAAGCCUGGCUUUAGUAACUCUUGGUAUAAUUUUCUAUUUGGAUUUUAUACAUUAAUUUUGGUUGGUUCA
This is a messenger RNA of Prunus mume (Japanese apricot), 1790 nucleotides long. Its product is annotated as calreticulin-3-like. Gene Ontology annotation, cellular component: endoplasmic reticulum; endoplasmic reticulum membrane. Gene Ontology annotation, molecular function: calcium ion binding. NCBI's taxonomy places the organism in Eukaryota, Viridiplantae, Streptophyta, Magnoliopsida, Rosales, Rosaceae. Gene Ontology annotation, biological process: ERAD pathway; protein folding. The record is from RefSeq and is a predicted model, not a curated record.